UCUAGUUUCUUACAUAACUCCCUCCAACCCCCAUACCCUACCUUUUCUUUCCACCCCAUCACCCUCCUCCAUGGAGCCCCAUCACCUCUCAAAGCCCUCUCCCCAUCUCCAUCACUCCGCCAUGGAAGACCAUCAUAUCCUUCACCGUCAUCACCACGCCCACGUCCACGACCCUGACCCUGACCCUGACCCUGAUUCCAUUUGGUCGUCGUUGUUGCCUUUUCAUCUCUCCGACCCUCAUCAACAAUUCCCUAGCUCCUCAACCCACCUGUUGAUCAGCUACGCUACUCCGAGUUCUAGGAUAGAUACUGACGAAGAGCCAGAAGAAGAGCUUGGUGCCAUGAAAGAGAUGAUGUAUAAGAUGGCCGCGAUGCAACCGGUGGAUAUCGACCCUUCGACUAUCCGAAAGCCCAAGCGACGAAAUGUACGGAUUAGCGAUGACCCACAAAGCAUUGCAGCUCGUCUUCGACGAGAGAGAAUCAGUGAGAAGAUUAGAAUUCUUCAAAGGCUUGUGCCUGGAGGGACGAAGAUGGACACAGCUUCAAUGUUGGAUGAAGCAAUUCGCUAUGUCAAGUUCUUAAAGAGGCAAAUCCGGUUGCUGCAGUCAAGUGAUCAGCCACAACAGCCAAGCACUGACGGCGGAGCCGCCGCUGGAGGGUGGCCUCUUACAUUCCAUAAGGCUGAUGGCUCAGCCUCCUCGUCCACGUCCAUGGAGACUACGCCUGCCAUUAUUACACCAUCAGGAUGGUGAGAUAAUUAAUAUUUACUUAAUUAAUUACAUAAUUAAUUAGAGUGAUGUUUAAAUUAAUAUGUUAGUAAUUGUACCUU
Messenger RNA from Cucurbita maxima (winter squash), 828 nucleotides. RefSeq names its product transcription factor IND-like. Gene Ontology annotation, molecular function: DNA-binding transcription factor activity; protein dimerization activity. The coding region runs from base 71 to 751 and encodes 226 amino acids. Gene Ontology annotation, biological process: regulation of DNA-templated transcription. The record is from RefSeq and is a predicted model, not a curated record. NCBI's taxonomy places the organism in Eukaryota, Viridiplantae, Streptophyta, Magnoliopsida, Cucurbitales, Cucurbitaceae. The transcript has 2 exons.